AUGCCACAGAAAAAUAAUUCCGCGGUUGAAGAGUUUGUGUUUUUGGCUUUUGCUGAUUUGCACCGUGUCCAGAAUUUAAUUUUUGUGUUUUUUCUUCUGACUUAUACCACUUGUAUUAUGGCAAACAUUGCUAUCAUCACUGUUGUUAAAAUAGAACAUUCACUCCAUAAACCAAUGUAUUUCUUCAUCAGUGUGCUCUCCACUUUAGAAAUCAUAUUUGUCUCGGUCACUGUCCCGAAGCUCUUGGCCAUUCUAAUUGCAGCCAACAACAAAAUAUCCUUCAGUGGAUGUAUAAUCCAGAUGUAUUUCUUAAACUCUCUUGGUGUCACCGAAUGCUAUCUACUCAUGGUGAUGGUGUUCGAUCGACAUAUGGCCAUUAAUAACCCUUUACGUUACCAUAUUAUCAUGACUCCUACAGUUUGUGUUGGACUAGCCAUAUUCCCAUGGAUCUUUGGAUUUAGCUCUUGUUUCGUACUGGCAAUCCUUACGGCACAGUUGGAAUUCUGCGGUUCUAAUGAGAUUGAUCACUUUUUUUGUGAUUUGGCUCCGUUGCAAAGUUUAGCAUGUUCAGACAUCUCCAUUAGUAGUAUGUCAACAAGCAUAGCUACGGCCAUUAAUGUUGUCCUGCCUUUUCUGAUCAUCAUGGGAUUUUAUAUCCGUAUUUUAAACACAGUUACAAAAAUCAGGAGUAAUGAUGGGAAACAGAAAGCCUUCUCCACCUGUACGUCUCAUCUCAUCGUAGCCAGUCUCUUCUAUGGUGCGGCCAUGAUCGUAUAUGCUAAACCUAAAACUAACCAUUAUGAUAAGUACCUCACCUUUAUGUAUACAGCCUUUACGCCAAUGAUUAAUCCUUUUAUUUAUACCUUUAGGAACAGGGAAGUGAAGAAGGUUUUUAUGAAUUUAAUAAACCGAGUCAUGAGACCAAUGUUAAAUGAUUCUGCUUAUGGUAUUAUGUGUCAUUCAACUUAA
Hyla sarda is the source of this 969-nucleotide messenger RNA. RefSeq names its product olfactory receptor 6N1-like. Gene Ontology annotation, biological process: G protein-coupled receptor signaling pathway. The transcript has a single exon. Lineage: Eukaryota; Metazoa; Chordata; Amphibia; Anura; Hylidae. The record is from RefSeq and is a predicted model, not a curated record. The coding region runs from base 1 to 969 and encodes 322 amino acids. Gene Ontology annotation, molecular function: G protein-coupled receptor activity; olfactory receptor activity. Gene Ontology annotation, cellular component: membrane.